Cuscuta epithymum is the source of this 1723-nucleotide messenger RNA. The record is from the annotation of a GenBank genome assembly. Lineage: Eukaryota; Viridiplantae; Streptophyta; Magnoliopsida; Solanales; Convolvulaceae.
CGCGAGAGCUAUGGCGGCUGCUAGGAGGAUGCGAGACGGUCUGAAUUUGGAGUCAUCAUUGGCUGAAGAUUGCGCGGUGGAGGAGGCUGUAUUGUGUUUGGUGCUAACUAACGCCGUAGAGGUGCAGGAUAGGACUGGGUGUAGCGUGGGGGUGGCUGUUUAUGGUCCAAGGUUCUCUUGGAUUAACCAUAGCUGCUCUCCCAAUUCUUCUUACUGGUUUUCAACAGUUCCCAGCUCAGGAGCUGCAUCAUCCGGGCUUAUACACCCCAAGCCCACAGAUGGUGAUAAUAGAAAUGGAAGUGAGCUGAUCAACACUAAAAUUAGUUUCAAAUUCUUAUCGUCACUAGGAAUUGAGGAAGGAUAUGGCCCCAGUUUAAUUAUUCGCAGCAUAAAGAAUAUUAAGCAAGGAGAGGAGCUGCUAAUAACAUACACAGACUUGUUACAACCUAAGGUAGUAAGGGGAUGAGACGAUUUGACCUGUGGUUAAAGUAUCGGUUCCUUUGCUGUUGCUAUAGAUGCAAUGCAGAUCCUAAGACGUAUGUGGAUCAUAUUUUGGAGGUGAUGAAAACAACUCUACCUUCACUUGGAGCUUGUCUGGUUAAGCUUAAAGUGUCUGAAGUGGCUGAUUGGCUGAAUUUGGUGAAGUUGUUGUUGUAAACUUGUAGUGGCUGAAUUCACUAAAUAUGAAGUUUCUUUCACCAGUCAUGGUUGUCCAACCUCGACCAUUACUAGCAACUUCUGUGGGGAUUUUAGUUUUACCAACAAGAAGUUGGUUGCACGGUUUGAUGAAGCUAUAGAUGAAUUCCUUGCAUCGGAUAACUCCAUAUCUUGUUGUUCUGAGCUAGAGAACCUGCUAACUCAUGGUUAUCCUACUGAAAUGACAUGUGAAACUCUCAAGCUUCACCCGCUUCACCAUCUUUCUUUAAAAGCCUAUACAACACUUGCCUCAGCCUAUAAAGCCUUAGCAAGUGACUUAUUGGCUUUCAACCCCAUGAGUGAGAAGGAUAAUUUGAAGGCGUUUAGUUUCAGCAAAGCCAGUGCUGCCUACUCCUUAUUAUUAGCUUGUUCGACCCAUCACUUGUUCCUCUUUGAGCCUUCCCUUAUAGUGUCUUAUGCAAAUUUUUGGACAAGUGCAGGUCAGUCCUUGCUUAGUCUUGUGGAAGGAUUUUCAUCAUUCUCAAGUCAAAGCUGUAAAAAGUGCACCCUUCAGAAACACAAUUUCAAUGUGGAACUUCCGGAAAUAAGUAGACAGUUCUUGAAUUGUGUCUCCGAUUUGAUACCAAAAGUUUGGCAUUUUCUUUCCGAGGAGGGUAGGUUUUUGGUUUUGGUCAAGGAUCCCAUUGAUUUAAGAUGGAUUGGAAGUAUGGGGUUUUCAAUAUUGGCUACAGAUAAUGCCAGCUCGGAAUUGAAAACGAAUGCUGAAACUGAAAGUGUGGAUUCUACUUGUAUGAAGACAUGUUUAUUUCAGGUUGGUUUUCAUUGCGUAAUAUAUGGAUCGUUGUUGUCAAGUCUAUGCUCCGGUCAACAAAUUACACCAUGAAUACAAGAAUGCAACAUGUCCGGGUUAGCUAUAAACGACAUAGUGCAGUUAAAUUUUCUACUUAAGUGAAAUAUUUAUGUGAUGAAAAAGCUUGUUUGGUAAGCUAAAAUUGUGAAGUUUAACCAAAUUAUGUAUUUCCAGUCCCUACUUUUAAAUCAUCCGUUACUCUGUUUAACCAAAUUA